Drosophila montana is the source of this 2208-nucleotide messenger RNA. RefSeq names its product N-glycanase Pngl (gene Pngl). NCBI's taxonomy places the organism in Eukaryota, Metazoa, Arthropoda, Insecta, Diptera, Drosophilidae. The transcript has 7 exons. Gene Ontology annotation, biological process: protein quality control for misfolded or incompletely synthesized proteins; glycoprotein catabolic process; protein deglycosylation. The record is from RefSeq and is a predicted model, not a curated record. Gene Ontology annotation, cellular component: cytoplasm; nucleus; cytosol. The coding region runs from base 214 to 2109 and encodes 631 amino acids. Gene Ontology annotation, molecular function: peptide-N4-(N-acetyl-beta-glucosaminyl)asparagine amidase activity.
UGCUUGUUCUUGCCGUUCCUUUGUUUGUCAUUGGUUUAAAUGUGCAAUAAAUUAGUUUUUUAAUCAGUAAAUUAAGUUAAUACGCAGGCGCUUUCGAUAUAUUUACAUAACCAUCGCACAUCUCUAGUCUAGCCAGCCAGCCAACCACCCACAAGAGCACCACCCGACGAUAGCGCCAUUGCGACUUAUUUGAUAGCCGUGCAUUUAUCAGACAUGGUCGACAUUAACUUGGAGUGCGUAAAGUUGAUUGAGCCACAGCCAACAACAACCACAGAGCAGCAGCAACAGCAAUAUCUAGAAGCAGCGCGCAUUCUGCUCGUGCUGCUCGAGAAUGUGCUGAGUCAGCCAAAUAACCUGAAGUUUCGCACCAUUAAUCUGGAGAACAAAGCGAUCAAGGAAAAGCUUCUCUCCCUAAAGGGCAGCGAGCGAUUGCUCGAUGCAAUCGGCUUCAAACGCACGCCAAGCUCCAAUGUGUACACUUUGCCCAGCGAAGUGCCGCUGCAGCAGAUACAAAAGUUUAGAGACGUAUUAAAUAAGCGGCGCGAAGCCUGGCUAAACGGCUCAAUGCCAAAAAGUCCAAUUAAAUCCCAUGUGACAGCAACACGAACAGAAAUGGCUACUACCUGUACCACGCCUUUGUAUAUACAACCUUCGGUGCCCUACAGACAACGCAUUGCCUUUCCACGCAUGCUGCGCACGCCCAAUCGAUUUCUGCAAUCCCUGGAGCUCUACAGCGAUGCGGUCAUGCAGUAUGAGGAUGAGGCACUGCUGGCCAGCGGACGCAGUCUCAUACCCGUCGAUGAGCUGACAAUGAACGCCAGCAGCAAGCUACUUGCCAUGCAGGAACUGAUUGCAUCUGGCCAGUGCCAGGAGAAGGAACCUUGUAUACGUGAUCUUCUGCUAGUUGAGCUAGUCAAUUGGUUCAAAACGCAGUUCUUCGAGUGGGUCAACAACACACCUUGCCAAGUGUGCGGCAGUGAAGACGGCAAACUGCGUCGCACACAAACUGAGGGUGAUGUGCGCGUCGAGGUCACAGUUUGCUGUGGCCAGGAGUCCAAAUUCCAUCGCUACAAUGACAUUUCCCAGCUAUUGGUAACCCGAAGGGGGCGCUGCGGUGAGUUUGCCAAUUGCUUUACAUUCCUGUGCCGGUGUCUGGACUAUGAUGCACGCCUAGUGCACUCCCAUUUCGAUCAUGUAUGGACCGAGGUGUUUUCGGAGACGCAAAUGCGCUGGCUGCACGUGGAUCCAUCGGAAAAUGUGGUCGACUCACCGCUCAUGUAUCAGCACGGCUGGAAGCGCAAAAUCGAUUAUAUAUUUGCCUAUUCGCGGGACGAUGCACAGGACGUGACCUGGCGCUAUACCAACAAUCAUCGGCAAAUAUUGCAGCUGCGCAGGCUGUGCUCCGAGAAGGAGCUAAUCGAAACGCUGAAUGUGAUCAGGGCCAAGCGCCAGCAAUUCUCUAGCCCCGAACGCAAAAAAUUCCUCAGCCAACGCUACAUGUGCGAGGUCAUUGCAAUGACCGUGGAACGCACGCCAACCGAGAGCGAGCUGAAGGGCAGAAGCUCGGGCAGCUUGUCGUGGCGACAGUCGCGUGGCGAGCACACAUUCACCAAUAUAUUCGUAUUUACGCCAAAUGAAAGCGAGCUGGAGCUACGUCAAUUCAAUCUACGCUACAGUUGCGCCAGCGAUACGUACGAGCGAUAUACCAAAGAUGGCGACCGUUUCAACAUACUGGAAACCUACAAGACCUGGCAAAGUGCGCAAUACUCAUCGAGGAACAUAUUCCGCAAGGUGGAGCGGGAUUGGAAAAUGGCCUAUUUGGCGCGCCUAGAGGGCACGGACAGCGCUGAAAUCAUUUGGAAAUUUAAUUUGAGCAAAUCAAAUCUUAAAGUUAAAUCCUACAAACUCAUAUUCGAAACAAAAACCUUUGGCGAGGGCAAAAUUAAUGUGAGCAUGGAGACCAAUGAUGGCAAUAAUUGCAUCGAAAACGCCAGUGAAUUCCAGAUUGUGGCCAAGUUGAGUGGCGUGGAUUGGCAGCACUCGCAACUCUUCAGACAGAGCCUAAACUCAAGGGAAUAUCCGUUUGAGUUGCAACUAAUAUUGCAUUAACGUGAACAAUUACCAAUUAUUUUGAUCGGAUUCCCAAUUGUAUUGUAAAUAAACCCGACCUACCUCAAGCUUUAUAUUAAAAGGAUUUUUAAGAGGAAA